This is a messenger RNA of Halichondria panicea, 2023 nucleotides long. Its product is annotated as anaphase-promoting complex subunit 7-like. Lineage: Eukaryota; Metazoa; Porifera; Demospongiae; Suberitida; Halichondriidae. Gene Ontology annotation, molecular function: protein binding. Gene Ontology annotation, biological process: cell division; positive regulation of mitotic metaphase/anaphase transition; protein ubiquitination. Gene Ontology annotation, cellular component: anaphase-promoting complex. The transcript has 21 exons. Bases 30 to 1796 code for a protein of 588 amino acids. The record is from RefSeq and is a predicted model, not a curated record.
AAUAACUCAUCUGGUAAGGUAUCAUCCAAAUGACAUUUGCACUACAGUCUACAUGUGUGAGAUUGAAGAUGGCAGGUAAAUCAGAGGACCUUGUGGGGAAUGUGCUGCGUCAUUUCUUCUCUCUGGAGCAAGAGGGACAGUGUGGGAGUGUCAGGAUGUUGGGAGAUCUCCUGAUUGCAAACUCUCGGCCGCUUGAGCUAUGUAGCCAUGGAAACCAAUUCUCCAAAGUCCUGCUAUCCUAUGCCGACUCCUUGUACUCUGACCUCCAGUUCAGAAGAGCUCUUCAUUUCUACAAGGAAGCUUUGCAGGUGGCACAGACAGGGCAAGAUAACACAACUGAGUGUGCUCCUCCUAGUGUGUGUGAGGUCAGGUGGAGAAUGUACCAGUGCCACAUGAAACUCAAGGAGAAACAGGAAGCACUAGAUAUGCUGACCAGUAUUCCCUUGAAGCAAAGGGACUCCAAGGUAGCACUGGGUCUGGGGAAACUCUACCACCACUUCAAAAAUGAAAGCCGUGAAGCAAAGAUUUGCUACAAGCAGGCUCUCAGCAUGUCUCCGCUGGCGUUGGAGGCAGCUAUUGGUUUAUUGAGUCUGGGUGUGGCUCUAUCAGAGGUGGUGUUCAUAUCUCGCUCCCUACACUGUGAGGAGGAGGGUGGUAUACUCACACCUGGUACAUGGCUUUACUCGUGGCUGGAGGUGCAAGCUUACAUCGCCAGACAUGAAUACAGUGCUUACCUAGACAAUACUAGGUGUUUCCAUGGCUGCCCUCAUUCCCACACACAAUCAUUAUCAGGUGCAGUUUCCAAGAUGAACUUUAUUGCACAACAAGGUUUUUUAGCAAGUGCUGAGAUGAAUUGUCAGCUUGCGUGGUGUCUGACCAAGCUGGGACGCACGGACACUGCCAAGGAUCUGUUUGCUUCUGCUCACGCCCACGACCCGUACACUCUCACACACAUGGACACAUACUCCAGAUUGCUUAACCACGCCUCCUUGCUUAAGUUAACCCCUCGCCUACUAUACGCCAGCCCCGAUCAUCACCAGCCCUGGGUUGCCAAGGCCUGGGAAGCAACCAAAGAGGAACCCUUCAACACAAGGAACCGUGUCUUCCUGCACAAGGCUAACUCGAUUGAACCCAGGAAUGCUGAGAUGACCUUUCUACAAGGCUUUAUACUGAAGGCCAAACGCGAGUCAGGAUGGCUUAUGCAUUUCAAGAAAACUAUUCACCUUGACCCAACCUUUUUUGAAGCAUUCGAAAGUGUGAUAGAGAUGUAUAGGGACCAGUCACAGGAAAGAGUGGCGCUCACUCUCAUCAGGACGUUGGCUAAGAAGCUACCACUAUCUCGACAAUACUACCUGGAGGGACUAGCGCUAUCAAAGCAGAAUAAAACCAAGGCUCGACUAGCUCUGGAGCGCUCCAUCGAGUCAGAGGGACACUUUGAGAAGGCAGUUGUUGAGUUAGCAAAACUCUAUAUUUCAGAGAAGAACAUCGCGAAGGCUAUAGAAACUUUAACGAGUCAGCUGGAGGUGCGGACAAGUGCCAACCUCCACUGUGAGCUAGGGGACUGUCUGGUCAAACUGAGCAGACUGCCUGAGGCAGAGGAGCAGUUCAGACUGGCUUUAGGACUGGAGAAAGACCACAAGAGAGCUCGAAAGAAUCUUGAUACAACAAACCAACUGGUUUCAGGGCAUCCAGCAUUUUCCAACUUCAGUGACGAUGGAGAAUAUGGUGGGGGGAGUGAUGAGAGCAUACCAGACCUGUCUGGGGAACACUACGACCAAGAGAUGCUUGGAUACUAGGCAAUUAGCAAUUUAAUUGUUGUCUCUUUGAGCUUCAAUCAGUGGAUUUAACGAACUGGACCUCCUGGCAAUAGAACUGGAAACUAAACUAACUGUAUAAUUAUCUGAACACACCAAAUAAUACUCUCUAUUUCAGUAUGCCAGUAUGCCUAUUUCUACAAUCAUGUCAAUCAAUUCUGAGUUUUGUGUAUCUGCUGUUUGAGCUGUAUAAUUAAUUCUGAUAUGAA